Rotaria sp. Silwood1 is the source of this 1728-nucleotide messenger RNA. The record is from the annotation of a GenBank genome assembly. Lineage: Eukaryota; Metazoa; Rotifera; Eurotatoria; Philodinida; Philodinidae.
AUGAAAAGUAUUAUUGAUGAUAUAACUAAUCAAAUAUCACCUGUAAAACGUUUUUGUAGUAAUGUAACUUGCUUACUUGACUUACCAAAUGAAAUUCUGUUGAUGAUUUGCCGUUAUUUAUCAACAUAUGAUAUUCUUCAUUGUUUUUAUACACCUGAUAAACCGAAUUCAUAUCUUCAUGGUUGGGUUCAUAAUUAUUAUAAAAAGAUCAAUCUUGAUCGAAUGACAUUGUACAAAUGUGAUUAUGUGUUCAAUUUAUUUUAUGAUUCAAAUAAUCUUAUUCGACCUAAAUUAUUAACAUUAUAUAAUGAAUAUAGUUUUUGUUCAACUAAACAUUAUUUUUUCCGUUUACCUGAUAAUAUAAUUCAAUCAGUAUUGAUUAAUUUGACACAUCUUACUUUAAUCAAUUGUACUUCGCAGGAUCUUGAUACUAUCAAAAAAUAUUAUACGGAUUGCAGAAAACUUGAAUAUUUUCAUGCUACUAUACAUAAACAUGAUACAAAACUAGAAGAUUCUCACAUAGAUAAACGCGAGGAAUUAUUCAAUAAUAUAUUAUUUACCGGUCAAAUGUGUAGUCUACAUACAGUUACCAUUGAAUCAUUGGAUGGUCUUGCAUUAUAUAGAUCUUUAAAACCUCAUCAAAGUCUUCGUCAUUUUAAUGUUGUGUUACACACAAUUGAUGAUUUAUACAUAUUACUCAGUGGACUUGUACCAAAUAUCGAAAUACUCAUUGUUCAAUUGCGUCAAUCACGUAAAUCAACAAGUUACACUCAUGAAUGUAAAGUAUUGUGUUCUCAAUUGUUCAAUUUUACAUUAUUGGAAAGUUCUACUAAUAUAAAUCUUGAUGAUAUUGAAUCUAUACUUGGUUACAUGCCUAAUCUUCGUAAAUUAACAUUGAGUAUUCGUGAUACACCUGAUUCAAGAUUUACUGAAGGAUCGACAAUGGAAUAUAUGCUAAUAAAACAUGUUCCUCAUCUUGAUCAAUUUGAUUAUACAAUGACACAUCGAAUUGGUAAUCAAAUAUCUAUUGAUGAUUUUAUUAUAUGGACAAUGGAUAUUGUCUUUUAUGAAAAUGAAAAUAUUAGAUGGAUACAUUUAUUUUCACUUCCAUGGCCAUCAAAUCGACAAGAUAAACGAGAAGUACCGAUCAUUAAUGGUAAAUACAAUAUAUCAGUUACAUCAGAUGUCAAAUAUACUCACUAUCUCAAUCAUGUUAAUAUAACAACAAAUGAUGAAAUGUUGGACAUUGAUGAAAAAUUUAGUCGAAUUCGUGAACUUACAACUUGUUUAUCAAUUAAUAUGAAAUUACCACGACGGAUUUCUAAAUUAAUUCUUAAUGUACAAGCACCUGUUAGUUCGAUGAACUCUAUUCCACAAGAACAUAUUCGUCAUUUGAUUGUUGAACGUCGUUUAAUAAAUGAAAAUGAAAUUAAUGUACUUGCUCACCAAUUUCCCAAUGUAGAAUAUUUAGAAUUAUUAUUUCCAUUAGAAAAGGUAUCAUUUCUUCGAUGUUUUCAAACACUUUUUCGUCUUGCUGAUAACAAUGAAAAGUGUUGUUUUUGGUCUGAAAUGAUUAGCUUUCAUACAAGAUAUACUUAUAAUCAAUCAUGUUCGAUUUGGAGUAGCGACGACCUUCACUAUUGGCUUAUUUCAAAUACUGACCUAAAGUUUCGACGAAAACGAAUUUAUACUUCGGUUUCGAACUCAACAUUUUCUAUUUCGCUUUGA